GUCACCGAACCGGCGCUGCCCGCGCCCGCCGCGACACCGCCCCGCCGAUCGCUCGGCCUUCCCGCGGGGCUGCGGCGCCUCGCUCGCGGGGGAUUCACCCCUGAGUCAGCAAAGUCGCGCCCGCCGGGUCUUUCGGCACCGCCCGCGGGGACCGUGUGAGGGUCGGGGAUGCGGCUCCUGGGCGGAGGCGCCGGGCGCGCGUGAGCCGCGCGGCUCUGCAGGGCACGGCCGAGGCCGCGGUGUCCUCGCUGUGACACGGCCGCGAUGCCCGACGGGCGCGCCGGGCGCUGCCCCGCGCCGGCCCGGGGACAGCGCUGAGCCGGCCAGAGCCUCACGCCCAGCAAGAGCCCCCGUUCCCCGAGGACCCCCCGUUCGCCUCACGGCCGAUGAGACACCCCCCGCGCCUCUGCGGCUCCCCGCGCGCGGCGGGCGCGGCCUCUCCUGACUGACAGCCGCCGCACGCGCCCUGCCCGCUUCCCGUGGUGCGCGGUGACGUCGUGCGUAACGUGGCCACGCCCCUCCCGCCCCGCCGCCGCUCCCGGUCCCGUCCCCGCCGCUCUCGCCGCUCCCUCCGGGACCCGGCGGCGCUUCCCGGCGAUGUGACCCCUUCCCGGCAAUACCAGCGAUCAUGGCUGAGCCUUCUGUUGAGUCUUCAAGUCCAGGAGGAUCAGCAGCCUCUGAUGACCAUGAGUUCGACCCCUCGGCUGACAUGCUGGUGCACGACUUCGACGACGAGCGCACACUAGAGGAGGAGGAGAUGAUGGAAGGGGAGACAAACUUCAGGUCUGAAAUCGAGGAUCUUACCAGGGAGAGUGACAUGCCCAUCCAGGAGCUGCUGAGCCGCUACGGCUACGAUGGCACCGUGCCCCUGCAGGAGGAGGAGGAGGAGGAGGAGGAAGAAGAGGAGGAGGAGGAGGGAGAAGAUGAUGAUGAUGUCGAUAAUGAUGACAACAGCGGCUGCAGUGGGGAAAACAAGGAGGAGACCAUCAAGGACUCCUCAGGGCAGGAAGAUGAGACCCAGUCCUCCAACGAUGACCCAGCCCCAUCUGUGGCUUCCCAAGACCCCCAGGAGAUCAUUCGCCCUCGGCGCUGUAAAUAUUUUGAUACCAAUAGUGAAAUAGAGGAGGAAUCUGAAGAAGAUGAAGAUUAUAUUCCCUCAGAAGACUGGAAAAAGGAAAUCAUGGUGGGCUCUAUGUUCCAAGCUGAAAUUCCAGCUGGCACCUGCAAAUACAAAGAGAAUGAAAAAGUGUAUGAAAAUGAUGACCAGCUGCUCUGGAAUCCUGACUUUCUACCAGAGGAUAAAGUCAUAGAAUUCCUCAACGAGGCCUCGAGGCGCACGGGAGAGGAGAAGGGCCUGGAUGCAAUUCCUGAGGGCUCCCACAUUAAAGACAAUGAGCAGGCCCUCUAUGAGCUGGUGAAGUGCAAUUUUGACACGGAGGAGUCCUUACGGAGGCUGAGGUUUAAUGUCAAAGCAGCCAGAGAAGAAUUGUCUGUUUGGACAGAAGAGGAAUGCAGGAACUUUGAGCAAGGGCUGAAAGUCUAUGGCAAGGAUUUCCACGUGAUUCAGGCAAAUAAGGUGCGGACCCGCUCGGUGGGGGAGUGUGUGGCUUUUUAUUACAUGUGGAAGAAGUCAGAACGUUACGAUUUCUUCGCUCAGCAGACCCGCUUUGGGAAGAAAAAAUACAACCUGCACCCUGGGGUCACGGAUUACAUGGACCGCCUCCUGGACGAGAGCGAGAGCGCCGCCUCCAGCCGGGCCCCGUCGCCGCCGCCCACGGCCUCCAACAGCAGCACCAGCCAGUCCGAGAGGGACGAGUGCGCCUCCGGCAGCGCCCCCAACGGUGUCUCUGCCAACGGCCCCGGGGAGGUGCCAGGGAAGGAGGAGGCGAAGCUGGAGGGGCUGCACGUCAAUGGACCUUGCAGUGGGAAGAAAACCCCUCACCCAGAGCUGGACACAAACGGCUACGAACCCGAAAACCUCCCCAGUGACCCCAAACUGGCUCACUCAGCCCCCAGGAACGAGCCUGAGCUGGAAGAAAAGAGCGAGAGACCUCUGAAAAGAAGAAGAAUUAACAGCAAUGGGAAGGAGAGCCCGGGUGCUUCAGAGUUCUUCCAGGAAACCAACUCCCACGGGAAGCUGGAGGAGCUGGAAACUUUGGAAGACUGAGUGCUGGGAGCUGAUUUUAUUCCUUGGAGUAAAUUGUGGGUGUCUAAAAUUUUCAGGGUUGAUGGGUUACCUUCCAAAGUCCAGUUCCAUAAACAAUCUGAGAUUUUUUUUUUUUGUUUCCUGAGACCUUCUAGUUGGCUCUAAAGAUCCGAUGAUUUGGUUUUCUUCAGUGCUGAAAAGCAGCAGGAGAAUAUUGAAUUUCUCAGAGCUGGCAGCUGCAGUUCUGGGAUAAAAGGCUCUUAAAUAUUUAAGGAACAAAGCAGUGAGUUGCUGCAAAAAUAUUCCCAGCCUAAUACAUUAAAGAAUGUGUUAAUACAGCAUUUAAUGUAUAAAACAGCAUUUAAUCAGUCUACAAGUGAACAAAGCAUUUGGGGCUUUGCAGGAAGUUAAAAUAAAACAGGAAAAGCCAAGACAGAGCAGGCACAGAGACUUCCACUCCUGCUGGAGAGAGGAAAAUGUCAUCCCAUCAUUAAGGAACCCUCAUGAAUCCUGAAAGUUAUGAGCACAACUAUUUUUAUAUAUAGAAGUUUUAAAAGGUAAAUAAAUAAACCAGGUCAGGUUUGUCUAUGUAAAAUUGUUGACAUCAAUGAUGUCUUUCCAUAUUCUUUAUCUGGGCUAAAGAAAUACAUUCUGUAUUUUUCCAGAUUUCUUUGUAGCCUUUGAAAGAUUUUUACAGUACUUAUGUCUUGAUUGAACUGUCCUUUCUUAAAACAAAAGCUUGUAUAAUUUUCUUACCUUGUACAGUUGGUAAACUUUUAUGAGAGAGUUGAUACCCUGAGUCUAAUGUCAGCUUCCUUUUAUUUUGCUGAAGUCUUUUCUAAAAAAAAAAACCAACAAAAAAAAAAAAAACCAAACCAAACCAAACCAAACCAAUGGAGUUAAAAAUUAAUCACCAACGUGUUAAUUUUCUUCCCAGAAACUGGUAAAUAAUUAACAUAAGAAUGGUUAGAAGGCAUUUGAUUUUGGAAACGUGUUUUUUUUUUUUUUUUUUAUGGCAAAUAAUGAUGUUUCAAUUUUUGUUAAGCAUGCUGCUUGCAUUGCACACAUUUCCUUGCUUUCUUUCUCCCUGUGUUUGGAACUCAGAGACAUCUCCCAGCAGCCAAAUUCUCGAGUUUACUGAACCUUCUGCAGGUUCAGCUGCUCCAUCAUCCCCUGGUUUGUGCCCAGCCCGUGCCCUGCCAGGUUCCAGGGAGCACAGCAGGGCUGCAGUGAGGCUGGACUGGCUGGAAAUGCAGCUGGAGCUGGAUGCAAUUCCUGAGCAGCACAGGGGGGCUGCACUGGGAGCACCAGAUGAUCUCCAAGGUCUUUUCCAACCUAGGAAAUCCUGUGAUUCUCUAUUGGUGCACACGCUUGCCUGGAGAAGGGAGAGCAGGAAUUUCACAUUGAGCUGGGGAGAACUAAUUCCAGCGUGAGAACCAAAAAUCCCUCAUGAGUAAAUGGCAGUAGGGUGGUGCUCACCCUGCCAGCAGCACCACUGAGAAGUUGUGGGUGUAGGAUUUACAUCCAGCAAUCAGGAACGUUUGAUAUCCCAAUACACUUUGGUUUUGUUUGGUUGUUUUCUUCAGCCCAGCUCCACUUCUGCUCUGUUCAAAUCCGGGAUGUUUGUUCAGUUGUACCAUUGCUGACCCCGUCUCCUCCUCCUCCUCCUCACAGGUGUGUUGUUCAUCCUUCACUGGUUAUUUUCUCUGCAGGGUUAUGCUCUUUAUGGUUCCAGUUGAACUGAAUGGUUUGAAAUGGAUGUUUCAACCCAAAGCCCAGUGCUGAGGGCUGGGGCUGAUUUGGUUUCUUCUCCACUGAACUUCCCUUGGACUUUGUGAUCAGGAAUGAGCCAAGCCUCGGGAUGAGGACGGGCUGUGGAUGCAGAACCCUGGGGAAUGAUCGGCUCUGCCUGCCAGCCCUGCUCCUGGAGAGCCUCUGGGUGAGGUUCAUUAAUUAAAGCCUGUGUUAAUUAAGGAAUGCAGUGAUUAAUGCCUGAGGCAGAGGUUGCUGUUAACUCUCCCCUCUGGUCAUGAGCAGAACCUCAAGGACGGUUGCACACAAGCAGAAUCCUAUUUUCAGUUUUAUUUUGAUGCUCUUUGUUUUCGGUUGCAAGUUGGAAAUUCUUCCCAAAAAUCCAUAGGAAAGUUUCCAAAUGAAUUGUCUCAGGCUCGUGUGUGAAAUCCAGCACUGUGUAUAUUUUCAUGAAUGUUGCUUUGUUUUUUAUCUUUCCUUAUUUUUAUUUUUUUUGGUGAUACUUAGAAGAGACCUGACAUUCCAUAAUCCACUAUGUAAUGCUCAGCUAGACUUUAAGAAUAUUUAAUUCUAAUUUACCUUUUGUUUAUGCUGGUGUUUUAUACAAUACUUUGUUCAUGUUUCAAACUGCAGCCACUGUAACUCGAUAAGUCAUUGCACUACUAAAGCUAUUGAAAAUCCUGGAAAUCUGCUAACUUUGCUUUCAUUUUCCAAGCCUUCUGUACAGUUGGGAAUCCAGUCCAACAGGAAAUCCUUGGGCUUCCCAAAGGGUUCAAUGUGCUAUGAAUUCCCACCCCACACACACAAACCCCACAGAUUAGUUGGAUACAUUUUUUCCACACAGUAUUUUGCACUGUCGGUAAUUCCCUCCUCUUACUCCCCUUCCCCGUCUGCAAUUCUGGAAAAGCUUAUUAAAAUAUUUUUAAACUUA
Camarhynchus parvulus is the source of this 4829-nucleotide messenger RNA. It is a transcript of the gene MIER1, whose product is annotated as MIER1 transcriptional regulator. Gene Ontology annotation, biological process: negative regulation of transcription by RNA polymerase II. Gene Ontology annotation, molecular function: transcription corepressor activity; histone deacetylase binding. NCBI's taxonomy places the organism in Eukaryota, Metazoa, Chordata, Aves, Passeriformes, Thraupidae. The coding region runs from base 629 to 2167 and encodes 512 amino acids. Gene Ontology annotation, cellular component: nucleoplasm. The transcript has 15 exons. The record is from RefSeq and is a predicted model, not a curated record.